AUGGAGAGGAAUGCUCUGGGACGGCUUCGGGGUUCCCAAAACGCCCCACCGACUUGGCUCUCCACGAGGACCCGGCUUGCGUUCCUUGCCCGAGCCCAGCGCGCGUCGUGCUCGGAAGCAAGCUUCUCGUGGCUCUGCAAAAGACACGUGGCCACGUUGUUCCUUUGUAACCAGAGAACUUUGCACCCGGAGUACGCGCCCCUAGUUGGUCUUGCGGAAACCCCCGAACCAGAGCCCUUCAAGGGCCCCACAGACGAGUUGCAGAACGGCAUACAAUUCCUGCACGUGGGCCGGGAGAUCCGGGUGGGGCAGAUUGAAGACGGCGACCUGGCGGAUUUAGGCGGACUGGCAGAGAGCAUCGGCUUCACGGCUGACGUCACUCGCUGGUCGGUGCACGAGUUCCGGGCAGCGCAAGUAGGCGGGGAGGGUUUCCAAACGCAGGAGCACCAAGCCACGAAGGCUCGACACUCUUUCAACGUUCAAGCGCGGGUGCCGAUCGGGAAGGGGGGGCAAGCCAAGGCCGCGUAUGCGACCAUUCUGCGGUUCCUAAGACUUUCAGAUGACGUCACGGGAGAGCAGCUGCGGCUGGUUAAGCUGACCGUCUACGGGCAACCGAAGCAGGAGAGGGGUUUGGAGGUAAUCGACGCAAGCCAGCCACUACUUGCCGGGAAGUUCUUCGACGCGAGUUGUCUCCUAACCAAGUUCAUCUUCGCCAAGGAGAAAGGGAACGAGAGCAGGACGUUCGUUCUCCCUUGUCAUUCCCGAGGACUUUGA
Molecule: messenger RNA, 774 nt
Organism: Klebsormidium nitens
Lineage: Eukaryota; Viridiplantae; Streptophyta; Klebsormidiophyceae; Klebsormidiales; Klebsormidiaceae
Source: the annotation of a GenBank genome assembly